AUGGACAGCUUACGAAUAUUGCCAGAAGCGGCUUGGCUGGCAGUUCGCGAUGCUCCUGACGGCUUCUCAAACAAAUCAUCAGGAGGAUUUCAAUUUGGCGCCAACGCAACACACCAGCAAAUACAGUUUAUCAGCGAACUGCGAUUCGCAGCUGCGAAGUCCAUUCGAACGUCAACAAUAAUACUGGCUGCCUUCAAUGCAGUGGCUGCCUUUGCCACUGCCUGCGGCAUCCUUUACGAUGCAUAUUCAAGUAGAAGAAGAAACAAAAGGCGCUAUGGUGCAGCCGUCGACCGCCCCAAGACGUCUUUCAUUCAAACCGCAGAAGUUUUUCCUCUUGUUAUCUCCAUUGGCAUCGCCGUCCAAGGAAUUGGAUUUUCAGUGGCCCAAGCACAGGGUCUCCAAAGCCUUCUGAGCAUUGGUUGCACUCUGGUUUCGCAAUUUAUGUUACCUGCUGUGUUCAUUGUCCCUUAUAUCCAGCUUGUCUUCGGUGUCGAAUUUGCUAUUCGAGGUCUCCGCAAGAAGCCCUUUCCCGCGCGUGGAAAGUACACUACAACCGUCUGCCUCAUCGUGCUGGGCAUACUGCUGCUUACCAACUUUCUUGUCGCCGAUUUUAUUCGGUCACCUGAUUUUUGCUUUGCUUCUUUAUUCUGGUUUGUGGCAAUCUACUCACGCGGCUGCUUUGCUGUACUGCUUGCCAUCGACAUCAUUCUAGUGCUAUGUACCGCCAUUAUCUUUGUGCGCUUGACACGAAGCAUAAAAAUCGACAUCUCGGAGCGAAUUUCUGCUUCACGCAUGGUGUACUACCUCGCUCUUGGUAUCCUCUCUAACACCCUUAUUAUUCCCUUCUUUUUCUCGCUUGGCUUCCAAUACCAACAAGACGACGGCGGUGGGCAAGCCAUUAGUUUGUCCAUGGUCGCCUCUGUGGUUGCCGGAGUCUCAGGCCUGAUGACCGGUGGCCUGCAUCUCUUCUUGCGUUCCACCACCGUUUCGACCAUUGGGCCACGUGGAAAGUCGGGGGAGUACGAGCGUCAUCGUAUGAAGGACAGGAUUCGUCAUUACGGCGGAAGCGAGCCUGAUUUCCAAGGCCAUAUGAUGGGCCCCGUUGGCAACGGUGCUGACCUUCGCCGUAUGUUGAGUGAUGCUAGCCUUAUCAGCGGCAGCGUGCAUGACGGGAAAGAAGAUGAGGCCGGCAUGCUGGUCAAUCGUGGCCCUUCCCCUUCCUAUGCCAUCACCGCAAGCCGACCGAAUCCAUUAAGAUCCAACGCGUUCUAUCCUUUAAACAUGACGUCAGACUCAGCCACUGCGGUCUCUAUUCAAGCCCCCGAACCCGCUCAGAUGUCGUCUGCAUCAUUAACGUCGUCAUCGGCUAUGUUGACGGCCUCUACACGAAAACUCUCAUUCUCUCCAGCGGCAACAAAGUCGUUGGUACUUCUCCCUGCGACAACGUACAUGCCUGGAACAGCGAAACUUGUCUCAGCUAGCAACAAUGGCCGCUAUGACAUGAGCUCAUUGAAGCCUCCGCCAUCUAUGAACAAUUUGACAGCAGGGCGCCACCGGCGAGACUCAUCCAUGGCAUCGUCUGCCACUGUGCAGAUUGGUCUGCGUCUAUCAAAUGUCGAAGAUUUUGCACCCAUGGAUUCCCAGAUAUUGGAUAAAAAGGUGUACAACCUCUAUAUGUCUGGUGCAGGUGAUGCAGAAGCCGCCGCUGCAGCAGUUCCCGGAAAAAUUGAAGCUGAACAGCAGAAGGUGGCGGCUGCUGUUCUUACACAGAAACAAGAACAACAACAGCCAUUACAGUCUUCACAAAUGGCGCCAACGCGCCGUCCUAGCCCACUGUCCAACCUUGCGCGCCUAGCAACCAAGGACAGCAGGGAUGAGCUGGCCAGUGUUGAGGAUGCCUCUCCAGUGCGGGAUCCUGUAAAAGAUGCUCGGAUGAAGACACUGCCUCCUGUCCCCCACCUGCAGGAGAACGUCGUCACCUCGGACUUUUCGCUUACUACCAGAGAGGAUGCCCUGCUCCGGUCCCAGACAUUAGAACCAAAUGGGUACAACCCUGAUGAUGAUAUUUUUGCCAGCGGCCCAAGAUCAAGUCCGUCUGUAUACAGCCAACAGAGGAGUCCGACGAAAGCACUGUUGACAACAAAGCUACCAAGCCCACGCGGUGUUGGUUUUGCGCCAGUGUCACGGAGUAACAGCUCGGCAGUGCGCUCCACGGCGUCCACCCUCCGCCGGGAAGCCUCGUCCGCAAGCCACACAGGAGUACCAGGCAAGACAACAAGUGAUUGGAUUUAA
This is a messenger RNA of Sporothrix schenckii 1099-18, 2292 nucleotides long. RefSeq lists its product as uncharacterized. The transcript is spliced from 3 exons. The record is from RefSeq and is a predicted model, not a curated record. The coding region runs from base 1 to 2292 and encodes 763 amino acids. Lineage: Eukaryota; Fungi; Ascomycota; Sordariomycetes; Ophiostomatales; Ophiostomataceae.